AUGACCAAGAAAAGGAAGUUUGUGCCUACAGAAACAAUUCAAAAUUCUGGCCCUGUAGAGGUUGUUGUUGAAGAUGUAACAUCACAUCCUUUAUGCUUGCACGGCCCGACUCUUUUAUUUUCCUCCCCUAAGGGCCGGUACUUUGCAUGUUCCGCAUGUAGAAAUAAAAAAGACUGUACGGUGCACAUCGAGGAAGAAGAUUGGAAAAAAGAGGGUGUGAAGAAAAGAAAUGAAAAAUAUUAUAGCCUUAUCCCUAAGCUCGACAAGGAGGCUGCGUGGAAUAACUUGCAAGAGGUUAAACUUCGACAUCCAUCAGACAGAGCAUACUGCGACACUUGCAAGGAACUGUACAUAAUAUCAAAGAGUAGGAAACAUAUAAAAGAUCACAAAGUUAUUCUAUCACUGACCAAUGAACAGUUAACACAUCCAUCAACAGUACUACCGCCCCUCGAGAAUGAUGGCCAUGAAGCACAGUACUUAUUCUCGAAGAAAGCUAUUAGCACUGUGCUGGGGAUAUUGACUAAUAAUAAGAUAAGCAAUAUCCUAUGUAUCGGAACUCCAACGAUCCAUGAAGCAGCUCAAGAUCAUCCCGAGUUUAACUCCUUGCUCCUCGACUAUGACACUCGCCACCACCUGUUCCAUCCCACCAACAAGUUUUUAUGGUAUAAUAUGUUUAACAACUACCUGUUUGACGGUAAUAAGGAUGAAAAAAUACUUAAGAAAUUCAUGAAACAGUCCAAAAACAAAGGUCUUGCAAUUGUAAUGGACCCACCGUUUGGUGGUAGAGUUGAACCUUUGAUACAAACCAUAAAAGAACUUUCUAACUUGUAUAAUACAGUGUGUGAAACUGCUGAUAAAGUUUUACCAGUCAUAUGGGCUUUCCCAUACUUUUCAGAGCCUUAUAUAAAAAAUAUUAUGCCCGAGAUCAAAAUGCAUGAUUAUCAGGUGGAAUACGCAAAUCACAAAAAGUUUGGAAAUAAGAAUGGAGGUCGCAAAUUUGGGUCACCCGUUAGAUUUUUCACUAACCUACCAUUUUCUACCAUUGACCUCUCUAAUGAUAGUGGCUAUAAAUUAUGUGACAAGUGUAAAUUCUGGGUGUCAGUUGCUAAUAGGCAUUGCACCAAAUGCAGGGAAUGCACUAGUAAGAACGGCAUGACAUACAAACACUGUAACAUUUGUAAGAGGUGUGUGAAGCCUACAUUUGUACACUGUGCAAAAUGUGAACGGUGUUGCCAAGAAAAAGGACAUAUUUGUGGCACUCUUGUUGAAUCACAGUCCUGUUAUACUUGCAAUGAAAAAGGCCACAAGAAAUCGGAAUGUCCACAAAACAAGGGAGAAAGUAAGAAGAAAAAACAUAAAUAA
Molecule: messenger RNA, 1362 nt
Organism: Danaus chrysippus (African queen)
Lineage: Eukaryota; Metazoa; Arthropoda; Insecta; Lepidoptera; Nymphalidae
Source: the annotation of a GenBank genome assembly